Messenger RNA from Theileria equi strain WA, 240 nucleotides. RefSeq lists its product as hypothetical. The coding region runs from base 1 to 240 and encodes 79 amino acids. NCBI's taxonomy places the organism in Eukaryota, Apicomplexa, Aconoidasida, Piroplasmida, Theileriidae. The transcript is spliced from 2 exons. The record is from RefSeq and is a predicted model, not a curated record.
AUGGCUGAAGGAAUGGAUGGACUUGGUUAUUCUUCUUCCUUACCUUCAGUAUUUAAGCCAGUGCUUCCCGGGGUAUCUUAUAUCGCUACCAUAUUCCUAGUAUCUAAAGUGUUCUCUCUAUGCAAAGGUGUUUUUGGCGGACAGAUAAAGGGAGAAGAACUAUUACUAACUAUCCUUCUUCUGGAGAACCUUAAUGUUAGUAGCUCACUCAUCAAGUUUCUUUUACUACUAUUCCCAUGA